AUGUAUUUCAGUCUAUUCUUCUCUAUCUAUCUAUCUAUCUAUCUAUCUAUCUAUCUAUCUAUCUAUAUAUCUAUCUAUCUAUCUAUCUAUAUAUCUGUCUAUCUAUGUCUAUUCAACUAUCUAUGUCUCUUUAUCUAUCUAUCUAUCUAUCUAUUUAUCUAUCUAUCUAUCUAUCUAUCUAUCUAUCUAUCUAUCUAUCUAUCUAUGUCUAUUCAUCUAUGUCUCUCUAUCUAUCUAUCUAUCUAUCUAUGUCUGUUCAUCUAUCUAUCUAUCUAUCUAUCUAUGUCUGUUCAUCUAUCUAUCUAUCUAAAUCUAUUCAUCUAUCUAUGUCUCUCUCUCUAUCUAUCUAUGUCUAUUCAUCUAUCUAUCUAUAUCUAUUCAUCUAUCUACGAGUCUCUAUCUAUCUAUCCAUCUAUCUAUCUAUUUAUGUCUCUUCAUUUAUUUACUAAAAAUGAUUCAAAUGAGUUGACAAUAACCAAAAAAUUGUUGCCUUUCAAAAAUAUAAAAUUCUUAUUUCUCUUUAUCUAUCUAUCUAUCUAUCUAUCUAUCUAUCUAUCUAUCUAUCUAUCUAUGUCUCUUCAUCUAUAUAUCUAUCUACUAAAAUGA
Molecule: messenger RNA, 606 nt
Organism: Acanthosepion pharaonis
Lineage: Eukaryota; Metazoa; Mollusca; Cephalopoda; Sepiida; Sepiidae
Source: the annotation of a GenBank genome assembly